Messenger RNA from Colletotrichum gloeosporioides, 1020 nucleotides. RefSeq lists its product as uncharacterized. Lineage: Eukaryota; Fungi; Ascomycota; Sordariomycetes; Glomerellales; Glomerellaceae. The transcript has a single exon. The coding region runs from base 1 to 1020 and encodes 339 amino acids. The record is from RefSeq and is a predicted model, not a curated record.
AUGUCUUUUCCAGCCUCUCAUACUUACGUCCCGGCCACGGCACCAGCUAAGCGUGGCCCUUCUCUUCGAGUCAACACCUCUUCCUCCGAAUAUGGCGAGAAAGCGGUCUACCGAAAAACCCUCCGGAUUGCCAACCUGUCUCUCUCUGCCGCCAUCGAAGAAGUUUCCAAGCAGCCCCUACCGGAAUAUGACCCUUACUCACAUGAGCGAGCGCAAUUUUCUAGCUUCGCCUUAGAGCACUCGGGCGAUGAGGGUCGAAUGGACUACCUCCACUGGAAGAUGGUGCACAACUGCCGCCCAGGGAGUAUUUGGGCCAUGUGCGGUUGUGAAAACCCCAUCAUCGAACUGGGCGAGGAUGAGGAGCCCUUGACAAAUGAGGAGUGGAACCGGCGACUGUAUGAUGACCAGAUCCCAUUUGGUCUUCAAACGAACCACGUGCCUUCGACAGCGAACAUCAACACCGCAAUACUGACGGAUUACAACGGACCCGACUCACAGUCUGGCUCUUUGCAGUCAUUGCAGGAGGCUGAUAUGGGAACCAUUGCACUUGAUCAGCAGCAUCUGCAACAGGAUUGCGAUGGGUCGCCAAGUUUGGAUCGGUCUGCCCCCUCGGAAUCGUUGAGUCCUCUCGAUGUGAAUCCAGUCGAGCCUUCGCUUCAGAUGCCCUUCCCGUCUGAGCUACAAGCAUCAUCUACAGACCUAUCUGGUCAGCCCGCGCCCCAACCCGAGCCCUCACUUCAAGUGCCCUUUCCUUCUGAGCAACAAGCAUCUUCUAUAGACCAACCUGAUCAGCCUGCGCCCCAACUGAAUGGGAAUGCCGAAGAGUUUGUCCCAAACCUUCGGGGAGGUUAUACUCGAACCGAUCGCGAUGCAGAAGGAGGGCGCUUAGCGUGUUCUAAGAACAAGUUGCAGAUGCACUUAGGCCUGUGGGUUUUGAUAAUUGUCUGCGCGAUUGGAGCCCUGGUAAUGCUCAUUUUCUUGAUCAUAUUCUACACUAACCGGAAGCUUCUUUCUAGCUGA